Messenger RNA from Paramecium primaurelia, 450 nucleotides. NCBI's taxonomy places the organism in Eukaryota, Ciliophora, Oligohymenophorea, Peniculida, Parameciidae. The record is from the annotation of a GenBank genome assembly.
AUGUAAGCAAUUGAAGAAAUUAAAAGAAUAGUCAAAUAAGAUUCUUUUAUUAUGGGUCAAUUAUAUCAUGCCGUUGGAGAAAUACACUAUUUUAAUCAUGAUUUUGAAGAUGCUAUAGAGUAUUUCGAUGCUGCUUAUGAUAUAAAGAUUCAAUAUCCUAAAGAAAGAUUAUCAUAAAUUUUGACUAUCAAUUAUUUAGGAAGCAGUUGUUAUCAUUUAGGAGAAUAUAAAAAAGCAUAAGAAUUAUAUGAAAUAUCAUUAAGUUAGAUUACUGAGAAAUCAACAUUGAUUGAAGCAUAAAUUUUGAAUAAUCUUGCAAUGACCAAAAUUGCUUAAAAUACAAAUGCAAAAAAUGAUUUAGAUAGAGCCAUCUCUAUUUACUUAAUUUAUUUCUCAGAAACUCAUCCAUCUGUAAGAAGAGCAUUGAGAAAUCUUAAGUUUUAAAAAUGA